UUUUUCGAUCUCUUUUGGUUCGGUCCGUUGAAAAAUCAAAACAGUGAUCGCGAGUGCAAUAUUUUGUCGAAAAUCCACCGCAAUAUCCAUAUAAAAAGUUGAAACAACAAACCCCUGCCCGCCAGAUCGGUGAAAAUACGGUUAAACAAAAAAAUCUAUCACAAAAAUCGCUUAAAAAUACAUCAAUAUGUGCGUGAGUGUGUUUCGCGUGUGUUUUUCUAUGUGUGCGUGGGUCUGAUCCGUUCGAUUUGCUCUGUCAACGUCGGCAUCGAAAUCCAACGUUCCUUCUUAUAAGCCGAACCUAAAUCCGAGGCUCUCGACUCUGUCUUGUGUGUUGCGUGCGUGCUUCCUUUCGUGCGCUUUGUUUCAGGCACGUAAUCUGUCCCCCUCUCUGUCUCUAACCACGGUUUCGCGUUUACGGUCCCUAAUCAACCUGCUGAUCCCCUCCAGAGGGUUAAGCACACACACCGACACUCACAACCUCAACGAAAGACAGAGAGUGUGAGUGAGAGAGAGAGAUAGCAAUCCUGCUUCGAUCAAGAUUAUGCGCCUAAUUUGAAGCUGUAAUUAAUUUGAAGAUACCCUAAUAAAAAGAGUGAACGAACACCACGGCACAGCGGAUAACCAGAGGCAGAGAAUAGAGCAGAAGCACACAAAAAUUCUACCUUCCACCACAUUUUUGAGGGGCGUUUGACUAUACCCGGCGCUAUUUUAUUAACCCCCCACCGCCGAUGCCUUCACAAUAUGGAAUUGGCGAUUUGUAAAACAGAUCUAUCUGCCACAAAGUUUAUGCUGCCACCACCAGCGUUGCCCCCCGCAUCCAACGCCAUUGCCACAGGAGGAGGAGCCGCCGCAGGUGGAACACACUCUUCGUCGUCCGUUGCACAGUUUUCCUUCCCCACCAACCUCAACGAACUGUUCAACGGCUUCAACGCUGGUCAUCUGUUUAAAUCACAGCCGCAGCACAGCGUCAGCAUUCAUUCAUCGGUGGUGCCAUCGAUCCUGAAUAGCAAUAACUCCACCAGCAACAUGAGGCUCAAGAAGAACCGAAAGGUUACAUUUCUAACGAGUUUAGUGGAGUCGAAGAACAUCUUCAUCAAAGAGGAGCCCAUCAAUGGUUGCAAGGACUUGCCGCCCACAAUCUGCAGUUUAUCGGAUAUUUCAGAUCAUGAAGCCUCCUUGGAUGUGCCCACCGCCCUGCCACCCCUCACGCCGGGCACCAAUCGCAAGGUCAACGAGGUGCUCAAGGCCAGCUUUGCCUCCUGGGAGAAGGAGGUGCAAAAGUACAACAUAACCAAAGAUCCCCGUGAGUGGACGGAGGAGCAUGUAAUCUAUUGGCUGAAUUGGGCCAAGAACGAGUUCUCGCUGGUCUCCAUGAACCUCGAUCCCUUCUACAAGAUGACGGGUCGAGCCAUGGUCGAGUUGGGAAAGGAGAAAUUCCUGGCCAUUACGCCGCCCUUCACCGGCGACAUACUGUGGGAGCAUUUGGAUAUCCUACAAAAAGAUUGCGAGAAACCAAAUGAGGAUAUUGUGCACGGCAACUCCUUUGAGUCGUCGGCCACCACUGCCUCGGUCUGUGGAUCGGACCAUCAGGUAGCCCCCAACUACCCCACGGCGAACACGGGUGGAACGGAGGGAACAUCCAACUCCCAAUCGGCGGGGCACUCCAGUAAUAAUACCAGCAAUAAUACCAACAACAACAACAACAGCCGCCUGUCGUCCAUGGAUUAUGGAACGGGAGCGGGGAACAGUGAUAAAAGCAACUUCCAUCCAGCAUCUUCCCAGCAUAACGGCUACAGCAGCAACACACAUGAACGCCCCAACAAUAGCCCGCCCCCGCAACAACAGCAACAGCAACAGCAACAGCAGCAGCAAAAUGGCAACACGAACACCAACAACAACAACAGCAGCGGCAACAGCAGCAACAAUUCGAUGCUGCCGCCUGCUGUGCAACAGCAAAGCUCCAGCGACACAAACAACACCAGCAACAAUAACAAUAACAACAACAACAAUACGAAUCCAAGCAACAAUAACAAUAACAACAACAACAACAUCAAUUACCAACUGGCCGCCAUGGCUGCGAUCUACCAGCAUCAGAUGAAGGAGGAGCCCGGAACUCAGAACGGAAGCGGCGGCAGUGGCGGAUCCUAUGCGGCAGGAGGACCCAAUGGCAGUCAGAACGAUCCCACCGAUCUCAGUAGCUAUGGCCUGUCGCCGCAUCUGGCCGCUGCCUACAGCGCAGGCGGCAGUGGCAGCAGCAGUGGGGGAGGCACAGCAUCCACUGGGGCGGCGGGUGAUGACAGCGAUUACCACAGCACCAUCUCGGCGCAGGAGCACCAGAGCCAGGCCUCGAGCGGAGGCAAUGGCAGUGGCAACAACAGCACCGGCAACAGCAACGGCUACGGCAUGGAUGGCAGUCCGGACUUUUACAACUCGUACGGACGGGGACGCUUCCAUGACUACCCGCCAGAGUUCACGCCCUACGAUGCCCAGUCCUUCCAGUCGAUGGGCGGCCAGCCGACGGCCAUGGACCAGUGGGGGGCACACACGCACCCCCAUCCGGCGGCAUACAUGAGCACCCUGGGGCUGGACAAGUCGCUGCUCGGUGGCUACACGACGCAGGGCGGAGUGCCGUGCUUCACGGGCUCAGGGCCCAUCCAGCUGUGGCAGUUUCUGCUCGAACUGCUGCUGGACAAGACGUGCCAGAGCUUCAUCUCGUGGACGGGCGAUGGCUGGGAGUUUAAGCUAACAGAUCCAGAUGAGGUGGCACGUCGCUGGGGUAUACGCAAGAACAAGCCCAAGAUGAACUACGAGAAGCUGAGUCGCGGCCUGAGGUACUACUACGACAAGAACAUUAUCCACAAGACGGCUGGCAAGCGCUAUGUCUACCGCUUUGUCUGUGAUCUCCAGAAUCUAGUUGGCCACACACCUGAGGAGCUGGUGGCCAAGUACGAUCUGAAGAUUGAGAAGAAGGAUGUGGACUAGCAGGAGAGCAGCACGGAAGCUGCUUGAAAGAGGAAUUGCAGCAGCAGCAGCAGCAGAUGGGGCAGCCGUCGCAGAGGAUUGAGAGUCAGAGCUGCUCCUCGCAGCGGCAGCAGCAACGGCAGCAGCAGCCACGGAUUGUACUCAACACAAAACGGAACAGAAAUAUAUUGUUUUAAUCAGCGUGAUGUUAGCUCUUAAGCAGCAGUACCAGCCACACAACCCACCAGCCACCUCCCCCCAAGAACUGCGAUCUUGCGACGAGAUUAAAGUGUUCCCCUGCCCCGGAAAGAGAACAGAACGGAAACCCAAUCAAUCCAUCAACUUGUUAAUUGUAAUUAUUGUGUAAAAAUUAGACUUUUGAAUUAAUUUGAAAUUAAUUUAAAAUAUUUGUACUUUCAUAAGGCUAAGAUGUAAGUUCCCCUGCCCCGCCCACUCCUUCCGUAGCAUCAGCAAAAAGGGAAGGAAACCCAGCUUCAAUUUCGAGGAAAUUCUGUGUGUGUGUAUGUGUGUGUGUGUGCAAUGCCAUAAACAAUAUACAAAA
Molecule: messenger RNA, 3526 nt
Organism: Drosophila subobscura
Lineage: Eukaryota; Metazoa; Arthropoda; Insecta; Diptera; Drosophilidae
Gene: pnt
Product: ETS-like protein pointed
Exons: 9
Coding region: 745-2985 (746 amino acids)
Biological process (GO): regulation of transcription by RNA polymerase II; cell differentiation
Cellular component (GO): nucleus
Molecular function (GO): DNA-binding transcription factor activity, RNA polymerase II-specific; sequence-specific DNA binding
Source: RefSeq, a predicted model, not a curated record